AGACCAAAGGGGUCGAUCUUGAUUACGCAAUCAUUCCCUACCUACUUCUCCUUCUUAAUUCAUACAAAUUAUAAACAAUCACGCACCCUUGUCUCAAUCUCUCUCAUUUCUUUCCUCUCAGUUUUCCCGGAAAAAAAAAAAAAAAAACAACCAUGCUUAAUUCCGGGACUAAACAGCUCCAAAAUUCUGCACCAUCCCCUGAUCGCAUCGGACAUGGAAGUGACAGUCGUGAUAGUCAUCAAGCCACCCGGAACUAUGGUUCCCGGGUUGAAAAAGCAGCUCAAAAGUACUACACGAAGCACAAUAGCUGGAAUGGCAUGGAAGUGCGGUCUGCACCAUCAACGAAGGCGGUCGAUGAUGAUGAAUCUGAUGUUUGUCCGCCGCCUUCGUGGAAAACAAGUCCACCCAGAAGCCCGCAGCGUCGCGCAAAGCACUAUCGUAGCCUGUCUCCGGGAUCAAGAACGGAAGUCAUUGCCAGAGGCCAGGAGGAGCUCAUGGAAAUGGUACGCAACAUGCCCGAGUCCUGCUACGAGCUAACUUUGAAGGAUAUUGUGGAGCUGGAGCAGCCCUUGGCUGAAGCUCCAGUACGAGAAACCAUGUCGGAAGAGAAGAAUUCGAGCGAUCAAGUUUUGUACAAAAGGGAGAGCAGUAAGAAGAUGAGUGAGAAUAGGGCACUCGUGAGAAGAGGUUCUGGAGCCAUGGAUAGAGGAGGGCUCUAUCUUAAGAUGGGUUUUCCUUUAUAUUUAGGGUCGAAGAACAAGAACAAGAAAAAUAAUCAGCCUGUGACAAACACAAGUGCAAAAGUCUCUCCGAAGCCUCCGGCACCGGACGGAUCUGCAAAGGGUGUGGAUAAGGAGUGGUGGAAGAAGAGAAUUACAGCCUCUGCGGAAAGUGAAAGUGGGAGGUCGAGUAGCAAUGGCGGAAGCAUGAAAAGCAGCGGCAGCAGAAGCAGUACAACCGGCAGCACCAAUAGCAACAGCAGCAGAAGCAGAAGCAGGAGAACCAACAGCAGCAGCAGGCAUGGGAAUGGUGGCUGCUGCUGGUCUUUCCUCCGCGCCAAGAAAAAGCAAAAUUAGGAGCAAAUUAGCUGCCCCUGAUUGAAAUGGGAGUAAAAUGAUUUAAGUUUUCAUGUAAUUAUUCUUGUAAUAAUGUUUAGGAAUCACAGUAGAGUAUACAAGAUUAUCACAAAGGAAGUCUGCAACUUUAGUAUCUUUAUAUGCUUUACAGACUUUCCAAGAUUCCAUCUUUUUCUCUCCCUUUUUCAAGAGUUUCCUAUGUUAUUCACCCUCUGUUUGCCAAUACAUUAGUGGUUUGAUUACUUGAUUUAGAAGAUCUUAAACUG
Molecule: messenger RNA, 1342 nt
Organism: Juglans regia (Persian walnut)
Lineage: Eukaryota; Viridiplantae; Streptophyta; Magnoliopsida; Fagales; Juglandaceae
Exons: 2
Coding region: 153-1076 (307 amino acids)
Source: RefSeq, a predicted model, not a curated record